AGCCAAGUUCAACGUAACUGUACGAGCCCGCAACAUUCCGUAGCAUACAGUUGUUGGAAAACGUCGUCUCCCGGUCUCGGUCUGUACAUUCUCAUCCCCGAAAAUGAUGUAUACCAAUCUGAAAACCUAUCUGCUGGAAUCGAAUGCCAAUCUUAAACCUUUGCUGUACGAAAUCGUGAAACAAUGCGAACGUAACAAUAUUCGCUACGAGAAGCAGCUGGUUACUUUCAUCAUGAAUCUGGUCAGCUUGGAUCCCAAGUUUGAAAUCUACAUGGAAACGCUCAGUGCCGACCGGCGGAAUCACGAUGAUUUUGUGGAGGAGUGUGUUUCAAUUUUGAAUGAAGAUCGUUCCCCCAAGCUGAUAACGCUGCGGAUGCAACUUUACUUUUUGCAAAACUUUUUCAACAAAGAUGAGGUCGUCGAGAAGCAUAGCCGGAAUCUGCAGCUUAAAACGUCGCACCUGCUGAAGGAAAUAACCGAGCACGACGUGAUUACUAAGGACGAACAGGAUGACAUUUUCAGCAAGGUGAUAAUCGAUAUCGUCAUGAAUAUGGGCCUGGGAAGCCCGGAUAACAAGGACGUGCUACAGGAAACGACCAAGGCGCUCAACUCCGUCAUGUCCCGAAGCGAUAAGGCGAAGUUCGUGACACUGGACAAGAAGGACCGGCUGCUGGCACUGAAGGACAUCCGGGAAAUCGUUUGUGGUAUUCGAAUUUUCAACAAACACGCCGGAAAUUCUAGCAAUGGGAUGUCGGACUUGCCACGAAUUUUGGACCAAUCCCACGAGUCUACCAAAUCAAUUCUCCAAAUAACUCUUUGCGAGAUCAUGGACAAAGUCAACCUGCUCACCAGUGCCCUAAACUCAUCGAUCGCGUAUGAUUUGAGAAAUCACACCAUCGUAACGCUGCUCCCGGAAAACAUAUCUUCAGAGGAUUUGAACAUCGUUAAGGAUCUUUUGAUCAUGUAUCGGCAGCAUGAAGUAUUCACCAGGAAACUUAUAGACGAGAUGGCACUGAUCAAGUUCAACAUCGAUACAUUGAAUCAAGAAUACAGCACCAAACUGACCAAAAUCCACGAAACCGUCCAGUACAGGACGGCAAUUCCCACGGAUCGUGUUUUUCCCAAAUUUUCAGAAUUGACUCGAAUCUGGCUCCAGUUCCAAAACUACAUCUAUCUGCUAUCGGAAAUCAACCAAAUCAAUAACACGCUAACAAAUAUGACCGAAAAAUGUUUGAGCUUCGAUGAUCUAGCCUACCGGCUGCUGGGCGAAUAUCAGGUCCAAACUGACAUGGAUCGGCUCAACAAAACGAUGGGCAAGCGACUGAUAACGACCAAAAACGAAACUGUCGAAUAUAAUCCAGCCAUGAAGGUUGAAAUGUUGAAAUUUUGCGUUUGGCAUUUGGCCGAGGGAAAUGGAGUGUUGAUGCCUGGUAAUGUCGAGAUGGGUGUUUGCCAGUACCAGAAUGAAUACUAUGCCUUCAAUCUACCGCAGGCUGUCGCUUUUUUCGAUGAGGAUCCCGAUAAGUACAUUUUCAGAAUUAUAGAGCUGGCGCGGAAAAGGAUACAAUUUGUUGUGUUCCUGGAUAUUUUCCAUAAGGUACAGAAUGCGUAUAAUUCACAAUCGACCGAGGUGUUCCGUAUCAAAGCGCCGGUCACGUGUGAACAGGAAAUUCAAACCGAGCUGCAUCCCGUACCGUGCAACAUAGACCAUCACUAUCGCUGGAACGUUUGGGACAUUGGCAAGGAAGCCAUCACCUUGGCCAAUCUGAGAACAAAGAAAACUAGCUCAUCGCAGACCAAGAAAAGCAAAUGCACUCAAAUUUAUCUGCCGAAGGAUCAACAGACCCAGACCAAGUUCCAUAAGGCAACGGUCACUAAAGAGCACAGGCCGCGAACGAAAAAAGUUCAACUACCGGCCUAUCCUUUGGAAGUUUACUCAAUAUCCGUAGAAGGUUUUAACAACAAAACUCGAAGGCAAUUCUUGUAACGUGGGGUAUUACAAAGAUAGUCAAAUUUACACUAACCUGAAAUAUCGAGGACCAAAUUCCAAACAGACCCUUGUGACGAUCCUUCUGGCCAACAUUGCACUUCAGUACGUCUGUCAGUCUUAAUGGUUUUUUCAGAGAACUGUGGAACUGUAGCAUGGAUAGGCACGAUCGAACAUCGUUACCAGUUUUGUCAGCCAAUGCAAGCAUCGAUGUUAGAUCGGUGUGGAUUUUUUCUCGCUUUGCUAUUAGCAGGAGUCUGAAAAUUAUUUAAUGAGAAAUUAAUAAAAGCUUA
Molecule: messenger RNA, 2280 nt
Organism: Uranotaenia lowii
Lineage: Eukaryota; Metazoa; Arthropoda; Insecta; Diptera; Culicidae
Product: cilia- and flagella-associated protein 206
Exons: 6
Coding region: 104-1987 (627 amino acids)
Biological process (GO): regulation of cilium beat frequency
Cellular component (GO): ciliary basal body; axoneme
Source: RefSeq, a predicted model, not a curated record